Dreissena polymorpha is the source of this 1885-nucleotide messenger RNA. RefSeq lists its product as uncharacterized. The transcript has 2 exons. NCBI's taxonomy places the organism in Eukaryota, Metazoa, Mollusca, Bivalvia, Myida, Dreissenidae. The record is from RefSeq and is a predicted model, not a curated record. The coding region runs from base 121 to 1209 and encodes 362 amino acids.
UUAAAUGUUAUGCGCCGCGCUAGUGUGACCCGCAAUCUGUGUAACAGGUUAAGAACUAGGGAAUGUCUGUACAUAGCGUUAUUUGAAAUAUAACAUAACUUGUCAGGUGAAUUAUGAAACAUGGCAGGAAUAUUUUGCAGGACUCUUGGAAAGUUUGCAGAUUCAAGUGAUUCCUGUUCCUGCUCAUGUUCAAAUGGCGACUGGACGGGAAAUUUACAUUUUUUCUCAUGUGACAAAUUCGAAUAUACACAAUGUAAUGUAUCAAUGUUCAUUCAACAUGAUGAGAUGAACAGAAAAUUGAAAGCUCUACUUGACGAUGAGACUAUUGAAACCAUGAAGAUAUACACAUCUUCAUUGAACAUCACAUGUGCUAAAUGCCUUUGCCAACACCAGUACAUUGUUUUUCGAACAAAAAGUUUGUGGUACUCACUUGAAAAGUUUCAACAAUGUAUAACCAUGCAACGAGGAUCAAAACAAGAAAUGGUCACUAACCAAAUAAUAGGCGAACCACGCAGGAGGCCAAAACAACAUAGUAUCGUUCUGGACCUCCCAAUGUAUACAAGCGUUCACUGGAUAAUACAAAUGCUCCAUACACGAGAAGAACUUCUUAAGCCAUACACAUUGUGGGAAAACAACUGCAUUCGUUUUGUUUGCGAUGUACGGCAAUCGUUGAGUGCGAUGAAGGAUAGAAGUGAGAGUGAAAGAAGUGUACUUUAUUUGAGAAAUUUGGGCAUAACACAUGUACAAUUUCUUAUGCAAUUUACGUCUUCAAAAACAUACCGCACCAUGUAUUUUGAUAGAGCCAUGCGGACAUCUGAGAUUCCGGACAAUGCAAUUAUAUACUACCCGCAUUUAUUGGACAAUCCGAUGGAUACUGUUUUAAUAUACGUUGCAAUAUCUAUAGGGUUCAUUGCAGCUUGUGUUGUUCAUGGUAAUCUUGAGCCUCUCAAAAGUGUUGUUGGAAUAAUGCUUUUAUAUGGUGGUAUAAAUAACCUGAGAAAAUCAUUCCAUUUUAAAGCUUUAAUUUGGUUAGUGUUUGGCAUGUUUUGUGUUUGUUUCAUAAUUUCAUAUGGUGGUUUAUAUUCGUUUAAACGUUUUGUUGUUAAUCUGUUUUUACAUGGUUUUGAAGUAUGUUCGUAUUUGUUUGUUAUUGCAUUAGGGCUUCUAUUACAUUUUAUCAAUACUACUAAAAAAGUAUUCAAUCAAUGAUUCCUUUAUCGUUCGAUAAUACAAUUAAUACAUGUAUUAUACUACUUAAAGGGACUUGUAUACAUUGCCAAAUUUUUUGGGUUAGUGUUUGGCAUGUUUUGUGUUUGUAUCAUAAUUUCAUAUGGUGGUAUAUAUUCGUUUAAACGUUUUGUUGUUAAUCUGUUUUUACAUGGUUUUGCAGUAUGUUCGUAUUUGUCUGUUAUUGCAGUAGGGCUUCUAUUACAUUUUAUCAAAACUACUAAAAAAGUAUUCAAUCAAUGAUUCCUUUAUCGUUCGAUAAUACAAGUAAUACAUGUUUUAUACUUCUUAAAGGGACUUGUAUACAUUGCCAAAUUUGUUAAUGCUAUCCCUUAAGCAAUCAAUUCAUGGACACUAUACGUCAAGAAGCAAACUACCAUCUUAUAGCAUAGACUCAUACUGAACAUUCAGAUCAUUUUAUAUAUUAGAUUUAUAUUAAACAUAAAUAUAUCAAGUGUUACAAACGCAAAAUGAUUUAAUAAUAUUUCAUAAAUAUGCUAUUUCUUUCAAUUUGUGUUAAAUCACUUAUGUUAAAUAUAACAUUUGCCUUUGGUAUAAUAGUCCGGACGGAAAAAAUAAAUUUAGACAAUAGCCGUUCCAUCCACAUUUCAUUUGUUUGGGCCCUGCUUUACACAAAGUUUUUUUCGUUCAAUGUGUA